AUGUGCUCCAGCAGUUCAAAUACAUUCUGCACAUAUUGUGUUGCUUCCAGCUACAACAAAACAAGGAGCUUUAAAUCAGCUGAAGUUGGUGAAGACGUCACUUUGGACUGUUUCUAUGAAGAUGAGUCUAUAAUGAUGCUAUACUGGUACAAACAGAUUCUGGGACAGAAUCCAAAGCUCAUGUGUAAGUUCUACAAGCAUGACAGCUCUGAUAAAGUGAAAAGUGGUUGCAAACUGAGUGAUGAAUUUAAGAAUGAUACAGGAUUUAUACCGGAAAUUACCGCAGGUAAAAAACAUUUGAAUAUCUCAGACGUGCAAAUUUCAGACUCAGCAACUUACUUCUGCAUAACAGGCUUUUUAUACUCAUAUGAGUUUAUGGAGAGCAUCACUCUCAGUGUGAAAAGUUCAGGGUCUAACAUCCAGGCUGUGGUGCAUCAGUCUGAGAGCAUCCAGCCAGGAGGCUCUGUGACUCUCAGUUGUACAGUUCAUACUGGGACCUGUGAUGGAGAACACAGUGUUUACUGGGUCAAGAACUCUGAAGAACCUCAGCCAGGACUCAUUUACACCCACGGAGACAGGAACAAUCAGUGUGAGAGGAAACCCGACACACAGACACACACCUGUGUCUACAACUUGUCAAUGGAGAGACUGAAUGAUUCUCAUGCUGGGACCUACUACUGUGCUGUCGCUGCAUGUGGACACAUUGUUUUUGGAGACGGGACCAAAGUGGAUUUUGAAGAGGUGGUGGACUAUCUUCCCUUGGUGUAUUUCCUGAGCGGAGCUCUGGCGUUCACCACAAUCCUGGUUGUUUCUCUGGCUUACACAGCACAAAGAGCGCUCAAGACAAACCGCUGCCAGGGCUCAGCUGCAGCAGCUCUGAAUAUGGAGGGUCAUCAAGAUGCAGACGACCCACAUUAUGCUGCUUUAAUGGAGCACAGCUUCAGCAGAGCAAGAAGACAAACAGGCGGUGACGGGAGUGAAUGCGUGUACACCAGUGUAAAGCAGUAG
Limanda limanda (common dab) is the source of this 1008-nucleotide messenger RNA. RefSeq lists its product as uncharacterized. Gene Ontology annotation, biological process: response to bacterium. Bases 1 to 1008 code for a protein of 335 amino acids. The transcript has 6 exons. The record is from RefSeq and is a predicted model, not a curated record. Lineage: Eukaryota; Metazoa; Chordata; Actinopteri; Pleuronectiformes; Pleuronectidae.